This is a messenger RNA of Echinostoma caproni, 160 nucleotides long. The record is from the annotation of a GenBank genome assembly. NCBI's taxonomy places the organism in Eukaryota, Metazoa, Platyhelminthes, Trematoda, Plagiorchiida, Echinostomatidae.
CCACCUGUGGUGCGUGGUCGAGGGCGUGGACUCCGCGGUCGCGGUCGAGGUGGCCCUCGCGGUCGUGGUCGUGGGCCUCCACCGAUGCGCUUAUGAUAAGGUCGCUUUUCGCUGUCUGGAUGCAUUCAAACAGCAGAUGCGACAAAACACUGAGUGCUAA